This is a messenger RNA of Penicillium samsonianum, 3795 nucleotides long. Its product is annotated as bifunctional urea carboxylase/allophanate hydrolase. Bases 1 to 3795 code for a protein of 1264 amino acids. Gene Ontology annotation, molecular function: metal ion binding; ATP binding. NCBI's taxonomy places the organism in Eukaryota, Fungi, Ascomycota, Eurotiomycetes, Eurotiales, Aspergillaceae. The record is from RefSeq and is a predicted model, not a curated record. The transcript is spliced from 16 exons.
AUGAACCUCGGCCGAAUGGAACUGGGGUAUACUAAUAUCGACAUAUCUACUGGCGAGUCCCCGGAAUUUGAUGGGAUCAAUGCUGUCGCAAUGGAGAAAUUGAAAACUUUACUGAUCGCGAAUCGCGGUGAAAUCGCCGUUCGAAUCACCAAAACGGCCAAAGAGCUAGCUGUCCGUACAAUUGCAAUCUACACUGCCGCCGACGCAACCUCACAACACAUCCUGGCGGCAGAUGAGGCGGUCCUACUACCGGGUGACGAUUCUACCGCAUACAUCAACGGAAAUGCAAUCAUAGAAAUCGCGCGCUCCCGUCAAGUGGAUGCCAUUAUCCCAGGCUAUGGGUUUCUGUCGGAGAAUGUGGAAUUUGCCCAAGCUGUCGCCAAUGCCGGGAUGAUCUUUGUGGGCCCUAAGUCCGAGGCCAUUGAAGCGUUUGGGCUGAAACAUCGAGCUCGUGAGAUUGCUGUGGCAGCUGGGGUUCCAAUUGUCCCCGGGACACAGGGACUGCUCGUCACGGAGGACGAGGCGGUGGAAGCGGCAAAUGAAUUAGGUUAUCCUGUCAUGUUAAAAGCCACCGGUGGCGGUGGUGGUAUGGGUUUAAUGAUAUGCGAAUCAGUGGAAGAGGUCCGAGCGUCUUUGGCGCAAGUCCGCUCCCGAGGAGAAACGUUGUUUAAGAAUGCUGGCGUGUUUAUGGAGCGUUACUAUCCUGAGAGCCAUCAUAUCGAGGUCCAGGUUUUUGGUAAUGGUCUAGGAGAUGCAAUCCAUAUCGGAGAGCGCGAGUGCUCAAUUCAACGCCGUCAUCAAAAGGUUGUCGAAGAGUGCCCCAGCCCGUUCGUGGAAAGGCACCCAGGCCUUCGCGAGAAGCUCACCUCUGCAGCGGUUGCUUUGACCAAAUCCAUUCGCUAUGGAUCUGCAGGCACAGUCGAAUACCUAGUUGAUGAUGUAUCGGGUGAUUUCUUCUUCCUGGAGAUGAACACUCGUCUUCAAGUGGAGCACGGUAUUACCGAGCUCUGUUACGGACUUGAUAUCGUAAAGCUCAUGCUCCAAAACGCCGAUCGGGAGUUAUGCGAUCUCGGAGGUCUGGACAAAUGCUAUCUGGAAUCUUUGCAACCAGACAAGCCUUCAGGUUGUGCGAUUGAAGUUCGUGUGUAUGCAGAAAAUCCUGCGCGAAACUAUUCUCCGUCUCCUGGAUUGCUGCAAUAUGUUGAAUGGAGGGAGGUGAGCGGCACUCGAAUUGACACGUGGGUCGCUACUGGAACUCGAAUUUCCACAUAUUACGAUCCUAUGAUCGCAAAGGUCAUGGUGCAUGAUUUCAACCGAACAGCGGCUAUUGAAAAGUUGGGCGGUGUCCUGUCGCACUCGACCCUCUGUGGCCCGCCGACAAAUUUGGACUUUUUGCACGGCAUCAUUCAAUCCAGUGAAUUCCUCACGGGUAAUACAUUGACCAAUUUCUUGGCCAGUUUCGAGUUUACACCGGUUGCGAUUGAUGUCAUAUCACCAGGUUUGUAUACAACAGUACAAGACUAUCCAGGACGCCCAACAGCUGGGCGGGGAAUUCCACAAGCAGGGCCGAUGGAUCCUUUGGCAUUUCAAGUUGCCAACAUUUUGGCCGGGAAUUCUUCCACCACCGAAGGCUUGGAAAUUACACUGAAAGGACCGGAGCUACGUUUUCUAGCUCCGGCAUGCAUAUCUGUCUGUGGUGCUCCAAUGGAAAUGUCACUUGAUGGAACCGACGCUCCAAUGUGGACACGACUCUAUAUCAAACCUGGUCAAACAUUAUCGAUUGGAAAGCUGAAGGGAUCCGGAGGCUGUCGAGCAUAUCUCGCUAUUCUUGGAGGAUUCCCGGCAAUUGCCCCAUACUUUGGAUCAAAAUCAACCUCCCCUCUACUUGGAAUUGGUGGGUAUCAAGGAAGACCCCUCGCCCCAGGUGAUAUGUUGGCCAUUACGAAGCUUGAGGGAGUUGAGGCAGAGCCCAAAAUCUCAUUGCCCGUCCAUUUGCGCCCCAUAUACUCCUCUCACUGGGAUAUUGAUGCUAUGAUUGGGCCGUACGAUGAAGGGUACAUUGUAUCCGAAGAUAUCGACAUGAUCUAUAACACAAUUUGGGAUGUAUCGCAUAAUGCCACAAGAGGCGGCAUUCGCCUUGUUGGGCCGGCUCCUAGAUGGGCAAGAGAAGAUGGGGGCGAGGGUGGACAGCACCCUAGCAACGUGAUUGAAUACGGUCCUUGCAUCUUUCCGGUGGACGCCCCUGAUCUUGGCGGUUUCAUUUCCUCUACCACGAUUGUGAAAGCCAGUCUAUGGCGUAUGGGCCAACUUAAAUCUGGCGACACGAUUCAAUACCGCAGGGUAUCAUUAAAGGAUGCCCUUCGGGCUCGCACUAAAUUGGAACAGUUUUUGGAAAACGUGUUGGCGCUUGUAGCCGGCCAGUGCGAUGUGAAUACCAUCGAGCCAAUCUCGAAUUCCGAGUUGCCAGAGUCAGCUGCUUCUGGUACCUGGGGAAAGGCAUUGAUUCACAGCACCAAACUGAGAGAAUCUGCAAUUCCUAUGACAUUUAGGCAGGGUGGGGAUGAGUUCUUAUUAGUCGAGUUUGGAGAUGGGAAAUUUAAUCUCAAUCAUCGCUGCCGAGUAACAGCUUUGGACCAAGCAUUCAAGAAGUCUCAAGGAUCUGACGAAGCUUUGAGACGAGCCGUCUACAAGACCACCGGAUGCUGCAAUUCGCUCCUCAUCCACUACGACGGUCUGAAGAUCCCCCAGGAAGCCCUUGUCAAACUUUUGGUAUCGUUGCAAGAAACCGUCGGCGAUCUCAGCAGUUCCAACGUUCCAAGUCGAAAAUUCCGUCUUCCCAUCUGCUUCGAAAGCCCGGCUCAGCAGGAAGCCAUCCAGCGAUAUAUGGAAACACAGAGACCACAUGCUCCAUUUUUACCGAGUAACAUGGACUUUGUGGCCAAUAUCAACGGCAUUACCCAGGAUGAAUUGGUCGAUAUUUUCCUUUCGGUCGAGUUCAUGGCUAUUUGUGUCGGGUUCUUCUGUGGCGAUACUAUCUGUCUCCCGGUUGAUCCCCGUUAUCGUUUAACAUGCCCCAAGCAGAACCCCAGUCGAGUGUACACCCCGGAAGGAAGUGUCAGCUGGGGUGGAUCGUGCAUGAACAUCUAUCCCGUCGACUCCCCGGGAGGAUAUCAGAUGACGGGCCAAACGAUUCCCUGCUUCGACCAAUUGGGAGUUAAACCCGAUUUCUCGCCAAGUCAGCCGGGUCUGUUCCGUGACUUUGAUCAAAUUACCUUCUACCGAGUAGAAAAGGAAGAGCUUGAGCGUGAUAUGGCGCGUUUUCGGUCUGGUUGUUACAAAUUCCAGUACGAAGAUGUCAUUUUCGACAUGAGCGCCCACAAUCGUCUUCUUGAACAAACCAGAGACGAAACAGCAGCGUUUAAGUCUCGCCAAGCCACUGCACAGGUAAAGAUGUUAGCCUUGGAAAAGGAAUCGAUGGACAGAUGGAUGGAGGAAAAGGCGCAAAACAAUGUUCCUGCUGAUGAAGUUGAACUCCUGAGAGAAGACCCUGACAUUUUGACGUUGUAUGCCCCUCUCGAUGCAAACGUGUGGAAAGUCAAUGUUGCAGAUGGCAAUGUUAUAUCCUCUGCUCAAGUUGUUGCCAUCCUUGAGGCAAUGAAAAUGGAAGUCUCGGUCUCUCACAAUGGGGAUAAGAAGGAUGGUGUUGAUCAGUCCUUCAGGAUUGAGAAGGUGCUCGUGCAGCCAGGUGAUACUGUGAAGGCCGGAGAUGCGCUGGUAUUUUUGAGAAAUAUUUGA